AUGAGUGUGGAGUGGAACGCCAAUGAUGGAGCUUCCCUCAAUAGUGUGCCCAAUGAUCUCCCUGAAGACUUGACCACUUUCAUCUCGGUCGCGAAGGACAUCAAUAAAUCGGAGCUGGGAGAGCUGGCCGCCCCCCCCCGUCCUCUCUACGCCGCGUGGACUACGCGCUAG
Molecule: messenger RNA, 171 nt
Organism: Perkinsus marinus ATCC 50983
Lineage: Eukaryota; Perkinsozoa; Perkinsida; Perkinsidae
Exons: 1
Coding region: 1-171 (56 amino acids)
Source: RefSeq, a predicted model, not a curated record